UCGAAAAUCACCUCAGAGAAGACGAAAACAGUUGUUAUUAGUAAGAAGACCCAGGAGAUUACACACUAAGACAGCAGAUGAUGAAAUGUCUUCACAUAGUACGCCGAUGUUUAAACUGUCGUUCAGAAAACAGGAGUUUUCAGACAGCGGAGCAGGUAGAGGCCACAGGAAGUGAGCCAUAUGGAGGAGUUUCCGGUUCCUUCGGAGUCUCCUUUGCUUUCCGCUGAGGAGGAAACGCAGCGCUGGGACUGCAGCUGGAGCCAAGAUGGAGACCUGCGGGGGUGUGGACUGCUGGAGAGGAAGUGGCUCCUCUGGCAGGACUUCAUGACCGAACAGGCCCACCUGGACGCCUGGCUGCGAUUGGCUGAGCAGGCUGUCGGUUCCACUGGCCCCGCCCACUUCUCCUACGUCACCGCCAAGGAGGACUUGAGGAAGUUCGAGAGGCUGCGGACCGAGGCCGGCCCUCGCCUGGUCCAGCUGGACGGUCUGACCCGGAGGAAUCGAACGCUGACUCGGCUGUUUCGGGGCGCCAUGCGGGCUCGGCUGCUGGCGGCGGCGAGGGAGUGCGGGCACCGCUGGGACGAAGUGAACGCCAAACUGGAAUCAAUCACCGGGCGACUGAAGCUGUUCGUCUCGGAGUGGGAGGAGCUUGAGGCAGAGAGGGAGGAGCUCGCUCUCUGGUUGGCUGACCUGGACGUCCGUCUGACGGAGGUGGAUCACCUGACGGGGAACACCUGAAGCUG
This is a messenger RNA of Perca fluviatilis (European perch), 743 nucleotides long. RefSeq lists its product as uncharacterized. The transcript is spliced from 5 exons. Gene Ontology annotation, cellular component: nuclear envelope; meiotic nuclear membrane microtubule tethering complex. The record is from RefSeq and is a predicted model, not a curated record. The coding region runs from base 181 to 738 and encodes 185 amino acids. NCBI's taxonomy places the organism in Eukaryota, Metazoa, Chordata, Actinopteri, Perciformes, Percidae.